AUGACUACAAAUCGUACAUUAGGUUCACAUUAUCAAAUUGGUCGUCGAUUAGGUGCAGGCAAUUUUGGUGAAAUACAUUUAGGUCGUAAUAAUGAAACUCAGGAACAUGUUGCAAUUAAAUUAGAACAAAUUUUAACCCGUACACCACAAUUAGCAUAUGAAUAUCGAUUUUAUAAAUUAUUAGGCAAAUAUGAUGGUAUACCGCGUAUACAAUUUUACGGGCAAACUGGUUCAUAUAAUGCACUUGUAAUGGAAUUAUUGGGACCGUCAUUAGAAGAUCUAUUCGAUUUAUGUUCAAGACGUUUUUCAUUAAAAACUGUUCUAAUGAUUGGUUUACAAUUAUUAGAUAGAAUUGAAUAUGUUCAUUCAAAGCAUUUAAUUUAUCGAGAUAUUAAACCAGAAAAUUUCCUAAUUGGACGUGGUAGUACAAAUCGCCAGCAUAUUAUACAUAUGGUUGACUUCGGUUUAGCAAAACAAUAUCGAACAUCGGAUGGAACGCACAUAGCAUAUCGUGAACAUAAAAGUUUGACGGGUACAGCUCGAUAUAUGUCAAUUAAUACACAUCUUGGUCGAGAACAAAGUCGUCGUGAUGAUUUAGAAGCAUUGGGAUAUAUGCUCAUGUAUUUUCUACGAGGAAGUCUCCCGUGGCAAGGUUUAAAAGCUGACACAUUAAAAGAACGUUAUCAAAAGAUUGGCGAAACAAAACGUUUUACAACACAUGAAAUUCUAUGCGAAGGUUAUGCGCGUCAAUUUUUUACUUAUAUGCGAACUGUACGUCAAUUUGAAUUUUCUCAAGUACCUGAUUAUAAUGCACUACGAGAACUAUUUCAUAAUGCUCUCAAUGAAAAUAAUCUUGUUAAUGAUGGUGAUUUUGAUUGGAUUAAAGUUUUACAAGAACAUCGUUCAAAUCGUAGUAAAACAAAAAAUACAACUCUCACUGGUGUAGCACCAUCUAGUGUUACUACUAAGAAAGUAAUUAAUCCAGUCAAUGGCGUGUCGUCAACAGUCCGCAAUAAUCAAGAGUUACAUAAUCGUACUGUCGCUCCGCGUAGCAUAUGUCAACAUCCAUUACCGUUGAGUUCAGCCAAUGCAACCACAGCAACGUUAAAUGGUGGUUCAAAAACAACAGUUUCAACAGCAAGUACAACAAAAACUCCAGUUAUUUUACCGUCAUUACGUUCAACCACUGAAACUCAUCGACCGAUACCAGCAAAACGACAAAGUUUAGUAGCAGCAACAGCGAAUCCUUCUUCCAAUCCUUCAACCAAUGUAAAUAAUUGUACCAAAGAACAAUAUUCAUCAUAUAUUGGACAGCCAUCAGUAGCAACAUGUUGCUUUUUCAAACGUAAAGCUAAACAUGCUUUACAAAUAACAUCAGCAACACCGAAAAAAUCAUAG
Molecule: messenger RNA, 1398 nt
Organism: Rotaria socialis
Lineage: Eukaryota; Metazoa; Rotifera; Eurotatoria; Philodinida; Philodinidae
Source: the annotation of a GenBank genome assembly